AUGGACCCAGCCAAGUGGACCCCCAGUCUCAACCAGCGCGACGAACUAGAUAGAGCUAUGAAGACGGCCGGCGUGCUGCGCGAGUGGGCCGCCCUGAAAAGACAGGGCAUCAUCGACGACGCCGAGUUCCAGGCCAUGAAGGCGCGACUUUUAGGCCGGCCGCCCCCGGCGGUGGAGCAAGUCAGCGACGACGAGGAGAAGAUCGGCUGGAGCGUGAACAAUGAUGAUGAAGACGCGCAGCGCUGGGCCUCGCGCAACGUGGCCUUUGCUCCGAAGAGGCCGCUUUUGCAGCCGCUCGAGCAGCGCUUGCUGCGCACGACGCCGAUCAAGAGGAGGCCCGCGCACAGCACGGGCGUCCAAAGCCGGCCCGCGACGGCCUCUCAAAUACCGCCCCCGGCGUCGCCCGAGGAGUGGGACGCGCGCCGGCCGCACACGCGUGGCGAACUGCGAGAGCGCGAGUUCCUGUCGAUCGGCUACGCGUCGCCGCCGGCGCGGUCCAUGGACGAGGUGCCCUGGAAUUCGUCGACGAACACGUGGCGCCUCGGGUCCAGCUGCCCUUCCAAAGUUCGCCGGCCGUGGCAGGAGGCCGACGACGCGGAGGCGGCACCGCCGCCGCGACGGCCGCGCCGUAGGCCGCGGCGCCGCGUCGUGCGACUCGCGCCGCCGCCCGGGAUCCGCCCCGCCUCGGCACCAAAGCCGUGGGGCCACCACCGACUGGUUGGCGGCUUCUUUCCCCCCGCGCCGCUGGAAGGCCGGCACGGCGUUUCUCCCGGGGCCGUUGGUAAGUUUCGCGGCUGA
This is a messenger RNA of Pelagomonas calceolata, 798 nucleotides long. Lineage: Eukaryota; Pelagophyceae; Pelagomonadales; Pelagomonadaceae. The record is from the annotation of a GenBank genome assembly.